This is a messenger RNA of Saccostrea cuccullata (small rock oyster), 7785 nucleotides long. Its product is annotated as sodium-dependent serotonin transporter-like. Gene Ontology annotation, molecular function: serotonin:sodium:chloride symporter activity; serotonin binding. NCBI's taxonomy places the organism in Eukaryota, Metazoa, Mollusca, Bivalvia, Ostreida, Ostreidae. Gene Ontology annotation, cellular component: plasma membrane; neuron projection. The coding region runs from base 1371 to 3140 and encodes 589 amino acids. The transcript has 14 exons. The record is from RefSeq and is a predicted model, not a curated record. Gene Ontology annotation, biological process: serotonin uptake; sodium ion transmembrane transport.
GCUCUACUGGUCAGAGACCAGAAGAGCUUAUGCGAUAGUAAUGCGUCCGGCGUCCGUCCGUCUGUCUGUCUGUCUGUAAACAAUUUUUCAAAAUGCUAUUCCUCCUACACUUUUGGUCUAAUUUCAAUAUAACUUGGCACACAAGUAGACUAUACUAAGAUACAUAAUUCUGUUUAUCGGUUUUUGAUUUUGAUGAACGGUGUUGCCGUGGUCACUAAAAAUAGAAAUUUCUGUGAAAUUCUUUCAAAAUGCUACUCCUCCUACAGUUUUGGUCUGAUUUCAGUUUAACUUGGCACACAAGUAGACUAUACUAAGAUACAUAAUUCCGUGUAUCGGUUUUUGAUUUUGAUGAACGGUGUUGCCGUGGUUACUAAAAAUAGAAAUUUCUGUGAAAUUCUUUCAAAAUGCUACUCCUCCGACAGUUUUGGUCUGAUUUCAGUAUAACUUGGCACACAAGUAGAAUACACUAAGAUACAUAAUUCUGCAUAUCGGUUUUUGAUUUCGAUGAAUGGUGUUGCCGUGGUUACUAAAAAUAGAAAUUUCUGUGAAAUUCUUUCAAAAUGCUACUCCUCCUACAGUUUUGGUCUGAUUUCAGUAUAACUUGGCACACAAGUAGAAUACACUAAAAUACAUAAUUCUGUGUAUCGGUUUUUGAUUUCGAUGAAUGGUGUUGCCGUGGUUACUAAAAAUAGAAAUUUCUGUGAAAUUCUUUCAAAAUGCUACUCCUCCUACAGUUUUGGUCUGAUUUCAGUAUAACUUAACACACAAGUAGACUACACUAACAUACAUAAUUCUGUUUAGCGGUUUUUGAUUUUGAUGAUAGGUGUUGCCGUGGUUACUAAAAAUAGAAAUUUCUGUAAAAUUCUUUCAAAAUGCUACUCCUCCUACAGUUUUGGUCUGAUUUCAAUAUAACUUGGCACACAAGUAGACUACACUAAGAUACAUAAUUCUGCGUAUCAAAUUUUAAUUUUGAUGAACGGUGUUGCCGUGGUUACUAAAAAUAGAAAUGUCUGUAAAAUUGUUUCAAAAUGCUACUCCUCCUGCAGUUUUGGUCUGAUUUCAGUAUAACUUGGCACACAAGUAGAAUACACUAAGAACAUAAAGAGACUUUAUCAGCGAUCAUUAUUCUAUUUAUUGCUGUUGUAAAGUUUCAAAUCCCAGCUGCUUAAGUACUUUUCUCUUCCUUUGCUAUAAGUUCAAACCAGUAGAGCUUCAGUCUCGACAGAGACUUCUGGUUGUUACAUCGACUGUGUUAAAAAGAUAACAAUGUCAAAACUUUCGCUGUUCUUCAUCUAAGUUAAGAGGAUGAUGACGUUGUUUCCCUGGAAAAGGGAAUAGUUUUUAUACGGAAAUCUUUUUGCAAGUCUAACAUGGCUCCUGGCGGGACGGCUCUUGUUGAUGGAGUAGCGAUUGUUGAGAAGACUAAACAGGCCGUUGAAAGGGAGAGAUGGGAGAAAAAAAUUGAAUUCCUGUUAGCAGUUGUGGGGUUUGCCGUUGAUUUGGGAAAUGUCUGGAGAUUUCCGUACAUUUGCUUCAAAAAUGGUGGAGGUGCCUUCCUCAUCCCUUACCUUGUCAUGUUGAUCUUCUGUGGAUUGCCCCUGUUUUACAUGGAACUGGCUUUAGGCCAAUUUCAAAGAUGUGGUUGCCUAACUGUAUGGAAUCGAAUAUGUCCCGCAUUUAAAGGGAUAGGAUUCGCCAUCAUUGUCAUAGCAACCUACAUUUCAUGGUACUACAAUACGAUCAUUGCUUGGUGUGUGUAUUAUUUCUUCUCCUCCAUGCGCGAAGACGUACCCUGGAAGACCUGCAACAAUGAAUGGAAUUUACAAGAACAGUGUAUGAGAUAUCCAACCGACGACAGACUGAAUGAGACCACCCAGUUGUUUUGUUACCAGGGUGCAAAUGCCACGUCGUGUAUCUUCAAAAACCAAACCCAGACCCCGACAGAACAAUAUUUUGAAAGAGAGGUUUUAGGACUACAGUACGCUGAUGGCAUAAACUAUGUAGGAGGCGUAAAUUGGAUGAUUGCUCUGUGUCUUCUUGGAGUGUUUGUUAUCGUUUAUUUUGCCAUGUGGAAGGGGAUCAAAAGUUCGGGCAAGUUUGUUUGGGUGACUGCCACGAUGCCGUAUGUUGUGCUGCUGAUUCUGUUGAUUCGUGGGUGUAUGUUGGAGGGCUCCAUGAAGGGAAUUAUAUACUAUCUGACCCCUGUUUGGAGUGACAUUGCUAAAAAAGAGGUCUGGAUCGCCGCUGCAGCACAGAUCUUCUUUUCCCUAGGCCCUGGGUUUGGAGUUUUACUGGCUCUCUCCAGUUACAACCGACUCAACAAUAACUGUUACAAGGAUGCCUUAAUAACAAGUUCCAUCAACUGCUUCACCAGUUUUUUCGCCGGCUUUGCUGUGUUCACUGUUCUUGGUCAUAUGGCUACAGUUCAAGGAAAAGAUGUUCGAGAUGUCGCAAGAGAUGAUGUUGGACUUAUUUUCAUUGUCUAUCCAGAAGCAAUAUCCACUCUGAAGAUUUCACCACUAUGGGCAAUGUUAUUCUUUUUAAUGUUCAUAACACUAGGCCUAGAUACAACAUUUGGUGGAUUAGAAGCCAUAUGCACGGGAAUUUUGGACGAAUGGCCAAUUUUACGGAAACAUAGAAAACUGUUUGUUUUGUUUUUGAUGAUGUAUUGUUUUAUUGGGGCCCUGGCUACAACAACUUAUGGUGGAAUUCAUGUUGUUCAGCUAUUGGAUUCUUACGUUGCUCCUAUUGCCCUAAUAUUUGUUGUGUUCUUGGAAUCUCUGUCUGUUUCCUGGAUAUAUGGCGUUGAAAGGUUCAGUGAUGACAUCAAGUCCAUGCUAGGAUUUCGGCCUGGAAUCUUCUGGAGACUCUGCUGGAAAUUCCUCAGUCCCGCUAUACUGCUCUUCCUCUUCAUUAUGUCUCUGAUUGGUCACGAACCCCAACCGUAUGCGAAGUAUUCUUAUCCAGCCUGGGCCAUUUCCAUCGGAUGGCUAAUAGUGAUGUCGUCGUUAAUAUUCAUCCCUGGAUAUUUUGUAUAUAAACUCAUCAUUACUCCUGGUACCUUUCUGGAAAGACUGAGAACGGUCUUUAUCCCGACAGAAGUCCCGGACCAUGGAUACACUGAACCAGUACCCGUCUAAUUCAUUAAUUUUAUGCACAAUUUAAAUUACUACAUAUUAAGCGGUGACCCGUUUUAUCAGUGGGUUUAGGAGUGAGACAAGCGCCGUCAUAACAAAAAUUCAACAACAACAACAACAAAAAAAACAAACAAAAAAAAAAGAAAAAAAAAAAAAAAAAAAAAAAGCAAUUUAAAAAUACACGUGUGCAUGUCAUUGAAAAAAGCAUUUUAUUUUCACUCAUGUCAAAUAUUUACUUUUUUGCAAAAGUAAAACAUUUCUUUUAUUUCAUGUUUAUUUUUUCUAAAUUUUAUAUUGAAUUCGUUAAAAUUACAAGAUAAAGUUUACUUUUUAUCUCACCAGAGCUGACAGUUCAAAUGAACUUCUGUUUUUACCAUCUUUUUUUCAAUCCAGUUCAAUAGUUUAUUCUCUAAAACUGCACUACACUAUACAGAAGAUACAAAUAUGAAAUAUGUACAAUACAAUGUAAUACAGCAUGCAUGAGGAAAUUAAAACAAACGAUGAAAGAUGACAGUGUCAUAAAUCAAUAACAAACUCAAACCCAAAUAAAUUUGCAUAGUUUAACUAGUUGAUUUUUACUGUUUUAAAUUAAAUAAUUGUUUGGACUCAAAACUUUAGGAUUUUUAUAAUAAACAUUAACCUGGAAGGUAACUCUCUUAUUAACUAUAUUAACGAAUUUACAAAAGUUAUUGAUAACGAAUACUUUUUACAUGGAUAUAAAUUUGAAAACUUGAAAGCACUUGGUCGAAUUGUUGAUGGAAUUAACAAUUUUCUACUAUCGUUUAGAGCUGGACACGACAUAAUAUAAUGGAAUUCGUCUCCAGUAUCAUUAUUGCAUAAAGUACAUAGUCUUUGAUUUGUGGGUAUUUUUCUCCAUCGGCCUAUUUCUAUUGGUAAUUUAUGACUACUGAUUCUAAAUCUUGCUAAUGUAAUUAUAGUAUUACUAUCUUAUUUUUCCGUGCGUGCGUCCGUCUCUUUCAAUUUCAUUAUUUUCAUCUUCUGAAGAACAAAUGAACCAUUUCAAAUAAAUAUGCCAAAAAGCAAAAUUGGAUAAAGGGGAUUUAAUUUUUUUUGACGUCCUCUUUUAAGGGGAUAAAUUUUAAAAUUGGUGAGAUUAGUGAUAUUAUGGUGAUCAUUUAUAAAUUUCAGGAAUAACUGAGUUUUAAAAAUAGCGUAGAUUCAAAUUUUAUCAAAUCGUGGCCCUUGGCAAUAGGGUGGGGCCGUAAUAGGGGAUCCAUGUUUUGCAUCGGAUUCUUUAAAAAAAAAUAUUCUUUAAAAAAAGUCUACAAUCAGCAAGGCAGUGAUUUGUCAUAAUCUUGAGAAAACAUUUGCAGAUAUGUAAUGCAGAAACGAUCUUGUUCAAAUCAUGGUCCACGGAGGUAAGAAAUGGGCACAAUAAAAGAUCAAAGUUGAAUAUUGUAAUGCGGUAAUACUAUAAAAGAUCUGAUGAAGAAGAACUGUAGAGUCAUCUCAUUAUUUGUCACAGUAAUGUGGAUGUACCCCCAGGUGCUGUUGAGUGCAUUCUGUUCUGUUGGCCCCAGGGUCGAUUGUGCACCAGUAGGGGAUCAGUUUUUAAAUGGCGUUAUAUGGGAAAAAAUCUUUCAGUAUCUUUUGAAGUGCCACAGCGACAUAAAUAGGGAUAAACUGGAUUCACCAGAUCUGUCUUUAUGACUCUUUUUGAAGAGAAAAAGUAGUAUAGAACUUUAACACGUUUUUUUCUUUACGAUGUCACUGUACAGAAAGAGUGUGACAGAAUUAAGUGAAAUUCUUGUGAGGACAUAACUUAAUAGGCUAAUAUUUUCCAUAAAAGUUACUGGACAGGAUUGUAUCUGAACUUUACACGGAAUUCAUUUUGUACUACGCCAUACGUAACAUGAAAGCCUUUUUUAACUACUUAAGUCAAAGGUCUGUAGACAUUCUGGGUCAUUUUAUAGAUCACGCAAGGCCACAAAAAUAGUUAUUGUCAAAUUCUAAACGAACGUAAUAAAAAAUCAUGGAAGUUUCGAUGGCCAUAUUAUUAGCUCACCUGAGCCGAAGGCUCAAGUGAGCUUUUCUGAUCAAAAUUUGUCCGUUGUCUGUCGUUGUCGUUGUUGUUGUCGUUGUUGUCGUAAACUUUUCACAUUUUCAUCUUCUUCUCAAGAACCACUGGGCCGAUUUCAACCAAACUUGGCACAAAGUAUCCUUGGGUGAAGGGGAUUCAAGUUUGUUCAAACGAAGGGCCACACCCUUUUCCAAGGGGAGAUAAUCAUAAAUUUGUUAAAAAUUAAUGCAUUUUUAAAAAAUCUUCUUCUCCAGAACCGAUGGACCAGGAAAGAUGAAACUCAUGUGGAAUCAUCCUCAGGUAGUGUAGAUUCAAGUUUGUUCAAAUCAUGACCCCCGGGGCAAGGGUGGGGCCAAAAUGGCCGACCCAAGUUUUACAUAGGAAUAUAUAGGAAAAAUCUUUAAAAAUCUUCUUCUCCAGAACCACUGGGCCAGGAAAGAUUAAACUCAUGUGGAAUCAUCCUCAGAUAGUGCAGAUUCAAGUUUGUUCAAAUCAUGACCCCCGGGGCAAGGGUGGGCCAAAAUGGCUGACCCAAGUUUUACAUAGGAAUAUAUAAGAAAAAUCUUUAAAAUUCUUCUUCUCCAGAACCACUGGGCCAGGAAAGAUGAAACUCAUGUGGAAUCAUCCUCACGUAGUGUAGAUUCAAGUUGUUCAAAUCAUGACCCCUGGGGCAAGGGCGGGCCAAAAUGGCCGACCCAAAUUUUACAUAGGAAUAUAUAGGAAAAAUCUUUAAAAAUCUUCUUCUCCAGAACCACUGGGCCAGGAAAGAUGAAACUCAUGUGGAAUCAUCCUCAGGUAGUGUAGAUUCAAGUUUGUUCAAAUCAUGACCCCCGGGGCAAGGGUGGGGCCAAAAUGGCCGACCCAAAUUUUACAUAGGAAUAUAAAGGAAAAAUCUUUAAAAAUCUUCUUCUCCAGAACCCACUGGGCCAGGAAAGAUGAAACUCAUGUGGAAUCAUCCUCAGGUAGUGUAGAUUCAAGUUUGUUCAAAUCAUGACCCCCGGGGCAAGGGUGGGGCCAAGAUGGCCGACCCUAGUUUUACAUAGGAAUAUAUAGGAAAAAUCUUUAAAAAUCUUCUUCUCCAGAACCACUGGGCCAGGAAAGAUGAAACUGAUGUGGAAUCAUCCUCAGGUAGUGUAGAUUCAAGUUUGUUCAAAUCAUGACCCCCGGGGCAAGGGUGGGGCCAAAAUGGCCGACCCAAAUUUUACAUAGGAAUAUAAAGGAAAAAUCUUUAAAAAUCUUCUUCUCCAGAACCCACUGGGCCAGGAAAGAUGAAACUCAUGUGGAAUCAUCCUCAGGUUGUGUAGAUUCAAGUUUGUUCAAAUCAUGACCCCCGGGGCAAGGGUGGGGCCAAGAUGGCCGACCCUAGUUUUACAUAGGAAUAUAUAGGAAAAAUCUUUAAAAAUCUUCUUCUCCAGAACCACUGGGCCAGGAAAGAUGAAACUGAUGUGGAAUCAUCCUCAGGUAGUGUAGAUUUAAUUUUGUUCAAAUCAUGACCCCCGGGGCAAGGGUGGGGCCAAAAUGGCCGACCCAAGUUUUACAUAGGAAUAUAUAGGAAAUAUCUUUAAAAAUCCUUCUGAAGAUCCACUGGGCCAGGAAAGAUUAAACUCAUAUGGAAUCAUCCUCAGGUAGUGUAGAUUCAAGUUUGUUCAAAUCAUGACCCCCGUGGCUAGGGUGGGGCCAAAAUGGCCGACCCAAGUUUCACAUAGGGAUAUAUAGGUAACCCUUUUAAAAUCUUUUUAAGUACUUCAAAGCUAUGAUUAGUGAUAUUUAUAUGGAAUCAUCCUCAGGUAGUGUAGAUUCUAGUUUGUUCAAAUGAUGAACGCCUGGAGGGGGGGGGGGAGUAAAUUCAAGCCCGAUGUGCUCAGGUGAGCGCUGUGGCCCCUGGGCCUCUUGUUUAUAUAAUAAUCACAAGGACUGCUGACACCUGAUGUGUUACAACCUUCAAACAGAUAUACCUACAUAAGGGUUUUAGGAAGUCAGCUGAUUUUUUUUUAUUCAAAAAGCUUUUUAAGUUUUCCAAUAAGAGAAGUCUUGUUAAGAAGUUCUUAUAUAUGGUUGUCUUUUUUGAAUGGAUAUCAAUCAUUUGUGUCCAAAACCAAAAAUACGUAAUUUUUAGAUCAAGUACGUUGUUUAAAACAUUGGGAAUAUGAAGAAAACGGGAAACAUAACUUAAGUUCUCUGUGCUUAACAUCUACAAAAUACCAAACGCUUUGUAGAGUAAAGACUAAGACCCAAGACCAAACAGAAAGGAAGUGGGGAAGAAUUUUUAACACGAGCCAAGAAAUAUUUUAAAUGAUGUAAUUCAAAAUCAAAAUAUACAGAAAUGUAUUUUAUUAUACAUGUAACGAUGUUUCAUUAGGAGGAAGAGACAAAUAUUUCCAGUUUCAAUGAAAACUGGGCUACUGAUAACUGUUGAUAUAUGUUAUUAUUAUAGUGUGAUAGACUUAUAUUCAUUUAUACUAAUUGUCAUAUAUAUAAUAUGUAUAACGUAUUUACCUUUAUAUAUAUACUUUAGUCUUUUGUAUAAAUGCAUUAUAUUUGUCAUGUGUGUUAUAUAUGUUCAUAUACAUUAAUGUAGUUGAUUCUAAUAAAUAACGAACCUUGCAA